Messenger RNA from Cuscuta europaea, 2133 nucleotides. NCBI's taxonomy places the organism in Eukaryota, Viridiplantae, Streptophyta, Magnoliopsida, Solanales, Convolvulaceae. The record is from the annotation of a GenBank genome assembly.
GUAAUGUACGCCGCUAACGAGUUCAUUCAAUGAAAAUAUCUUCCACCGCUAAUGACUUCAUUCAAUGGUUUCUUUCUUCCGCAGCAUCACCUUCAUGUCAGCUCUGUUCUUCCGCACUGUUCCUCGGGUGUAGUUGAAUUCGACAAAUUGUCGGCGAAUCUCCACCAACAUAAUCUCUACAAAUUUCAUGUGAAUUCCACAUAUAGAAUCACAAUUGUUCUCCUCUUGACGUUGAUCUUCAAAAUUCUGUGAGUAAUAUUCGAACAAAGCUUCCAAACUUUUACAAUUUCAAUUAAAUAUUGAAUAUGAACGAAAAUUGUUUAUACUGAUGUUGUUCUUAGUUUUGUUGUUAUCGUCUUCUUCAAAUUUUCAAUAUGAUUCUAUUCUCUCUAUUUUUAAUUUCCCAGGUGCAGUUGCUUGUUUUGAAUUUGGUAUGUGACUUUUGUAUUUUCUUCGUUUUCUUUGUUCAAUUAGUCUGAAUAUUCUAUUUUAUUAAAUAACUAUAGAUUCUACAUCUAUAAGCUCAUGCUUACUUAUUUGAUACACUAUAUUAUCAAUGUACAUAUAUGUUGUUAUGUGUUUUCCAACUAUGCGUCGCUUUUUUAUUAGUUCAUUACAAUUCGUUUUUGUUUUGCUUUUUAACUGCACUUAUUCAAUUCUGUUACUUUUUUAAGUUAUAAUGACAAAUUUAUUAUUAUUAAUUCAUUAGUCAUUUUGUAUGAUGUUGUUAAGAACAUAUUGUGUUUGAUUUUUUGUAUUCACAGUGAUUGUAAACAUGUUGCUUAUGCUUAAGGUGGAUGGUAGUUGGGACAACUCAUACGUUUUCUGUAACAAAUGAUGCUUUGGCUUAAUAGUACAUGAGGGAACAUUAUAUGUUGACUUUGCUUUCAUAGUUUUUUAUGCAUUGGUGAAUAUGUUACCAAUACAAGGCUUAAAAUUGCUUACCUCGUAGAUUCAUGUCCACCUCCUGUUCUUGUUAAUGACGAUUUGGCUUGGGAUUUUACUUAGCUUAAAAAAAUUGACAGUGACUAUGUUAAGUUUCCUUUGUGUGUUGAAUUGUUUACUGUUCAUUCUUCUGUUAAUCAACCAAUGUGUUGUGAGGCUUCUGCAAUUGCUCCUAAUAUUCCUUCCAAGUCAUCAGUGAUUAAUAUCCUAGAACAAGAUAUGUCUCCCAAUUUUCUUCCAAUUGAUCUCGAUGUUUCUGCCACUACUACACUUGAUGAUCAGCCAAAUGGUUUUAGUGUUUCUGCUAAUUUUAGUCAUUCAAUCCUCACUUACAAUCCGUCAAUGCCUUUGGAAGAUACACAUUUAUCUUCUAAUCAAGUCUCAAAUUCAGCUUGUCCUUUUGAUCCUUUGGAUUAUGAUUUAAUAAUUUCUAGGAGUUCCGGUGAUACUUCUUCAAGUCAACUUGUUAGUUUGGAUUCAGAUGGUCAUUUUGAUUCACUCUUUGAAGUUAUUACUCACUUCCAUCCAACUCAUAUAGACAAACAUGUUGUAUACAAAACAAAAAAGGCUUUAGAUUACAAUUUAAAGGUUUAUGCCAUUUCAAAUCAUUUUCAAUAUAAGACCAAAACGUCAACCAAGAAAGUAUUGCAUGUUAUUUGUGUUGAUGUUGAGAAUUGCAUCUGGACUGUUCGUGGAGUGAAGUUGUCUGGAAGUCGCAUGUUCCAAAUUAGGAGGUUCGAUUCUGAUCAUACAUGUUCCAUUGAUUUUUGACAAGGUCGGCAUCAUCAAGCCACGUCCGAUGUUAUUGCAGAGCUUAUUAAACACCAGUAUGCAGAUGCAUCUCGAAAACCGUAUGCUCCUAUUGAUAUUGUGGUGAACAUGAAUAGAGAUUAUGGUGUUAUUCUUCCUUACAAAAAAACAUGGAAUGUGAACAAAAUGGUUCAGAAGAAAUUAAUGAGUUCAAAUGAUGAGUCUUACCAACUUAUGCCAUCCAUUGCGCAUGUUCAAGAACAAAAAAUCCAGGCUCAAAGUUUUUCCCCAAGCUCAAAGAUCUUACUUGUUAUUGAUUAUGAUGAUCAUUUUAAGUAUUUUAUCAUGUCAUUACAUCCAUGGUUUGAAGGUUGGAAACACUAUGUUCUAGUCCUUAUUAUUGAUGGUUCUUUCAUGAAGGCUUGUUAUAAAGGCACA